Molecule: messenger RNA, 933 nt
Organism: Andrographis paniculata
Lineage: Eukaryota; Viridiplantae; Streptophyta; Magnoliopsida; Lamiales; Acanthaceae
Product: agamous-like MADS-box protein AGL29
Exons: 1
Coding region: 1-933 (310 amino acids)
Biological process (GO): regulation of transcription by RNA polymerase II
Molecular function (GO): protein dimerization activity; DNA-binding transcription factor activity, RNA polymerase II-specific; RNA polymerase II cis-regulatory region sequence-specific DNA binding
Source: RefSeq, a predicted model, not a curated record
AUGGCAGCUAGACAAACAAGAGGCCGUCAAAGAAUCCCCAUCCAACAGAUCGAAAACCAAAGUGAUAGAUACGCUUCAUUCUCAAAGCGUCGUUUGAGUCUUUACAAAAAAGCGAGCGAGCUCAGCACCCUUUGUGGUGCUAAUAUGGGAAUAAUAAUCUACUCCCCGACAGGAAAUCCAUACUCAUUUUUCAGCCCGAAUAUGGAUGUCCUAUUGAGGAGAUACAGAAACCCUACUCAGGCCCCGGAUCGCAUGAUUGGGUACAUCGAGGAUCAUCUCCGGAACCAAAUCCAGCAGCAGAAUCAACAGCUGGACGAGGUUUUGGAAAUGAAAGAGGAAAUAAAAGCAAGGGAUAAAGAACUCAAUAAGAUCGAUCCAACUCGCGUAAAGGGAUGGUGGGAACAUGUACCUAUCGAGAGUCUUGGCCCAGGAGAGGUCCUAGAGUGGACCGCCUGGUUCGAGACCGUUCAAGCUCAAGCCAACCAGAGGUUGGAGGAGAUGAGGAAUGUCGUCGGCACUAGCGGCGGCGCCACUAUUGCAAUCCAAGAAGAACAACAAGUAAUUUUGCAGCAGCGAACCAUUCCAACUCCUUCAGCAAAUCCUGUUGUUCCGACGACCUAUGAUCUGCUAGCAGGGCCAUCGUCGUCUUCAAGCCAGUAUAAUGUCUUACCACAGCCUUCAUCCUCAGCUCAACCUCAGCAAGAAUCGUUCCCGGGAAAUGAAAAUAUGGGCAACACUUCUAGCCCGUUUUAUCAUUUUUCAGGAUCUUUUAUUGAUGAGGAUUUAUUCAGAGCGGAUAAUGAUAUUGCCGCGCUGUUUGGGGAUUCGCAUUGGAGUUUCUUCCCACUAGAUCAAAACCCAAAUAAUGGCUCCGGCAACGGCGACGGUAAUAGUGGCAACAAUUGUGGCGGCGGCGAGGGUUCUACCUUAUGA